Messenger RNA from Artibeus jamaicensis (Jamaican fruit-eating bat), 2221 nucleotides. It is a transcript of the gene DAP, whose product is annotated as death associated protein. NCBI's taxonomy places the organism in Eukaryota, Metazoa, Chordata, Mammalia, Chiroptera, Phyllostomidae. The coding region runs from base 144 to 452 and encodes 102 amino acids. The record is from RefSeq and is a predicted model, not a curated record. The transcript is spliced from 4 exons. Gene Ontology annotation, biological process: cellular response to amino acid starvation; apoptotic signaling pathway; negative regulation of autophagy. Gene Ontology annotation, molecular function: death domain binding.
CGGCCGCGCCCCCUCCCGGUGGCCGCGGCCCCAACUGGCUGCUUGACUUUGUGGCGCUCGCACUCGCGCGCACAGCUCUCCGGGCCCGCGAGUCCGCCGCCACCGCCGCUGCCGUCCGGUCCCCUGCGAAACGUGGUUGCAUCAUGUCUUCGCCUCCCGAGGGGAAACAAGAGACGAAAGCUGGACACCCGCCCGCUGUGAAAGCUGGCGGAAUGCGAAUUGUGCAGAAACACCCACAUUCUGGAGACACCAGAGAAGAGAGGGACAAGGACGACCAGGAAUGGGAGAGCCCCAGUCCUCCUAAACCCACUGUGUUCAUCUCCGGCGUGAUCGCCCGGGGCGACAAAGACUUCCCCCCAGCGGCUGCCCAGGUGGCUCACCAGAAGCCCCACGCCUCCAUAGACAAGCACGUGUCCCCGAGAACCCAGAACAUCCAGCAGCCCCGCAAGUGACCUGCAGGGAUGCAGCGCCCUCUGCAGCCAUGCCUGGUUUCCCGACAUUUGGUAUUUCCCCGGCAAAGAGAACUGCAUCUUCGAAACGCGGCUCCACUGGGAAAUCUAAGGCAAAGCAAAGCGCCCUUUCUUUGCCUUACAUUUCUAUAUCAAAAACGAGAAACAGACCCAAACCUCAUUUCCAGGGAGUCCUGGUUGCUAUCUGAGGACCACAGUGCCAUUAGCAGAACUUGCCAAGUCCUGAGCAAAAUGAAGUUGUUCAGAGUUUAGCUUCAGUUCUAUUUCAGCAAUUGACUAGAAUUUUUGUGGGUGUUCUCAAAAACAAAAAGAGACAAAUAUGGGAGGAUUGCAUUAGGAUUAAGGGAAAAGCUCAAUUAUUUCAUCAUUUUCAGUAUUAGGACAAUUCAGUCUUAGCAUUAAGAGAGUAUAAGAAAUGCAGGUGUUGAUUAUGGAGGUGGGAUUCAAAAGGCAAAGCUAGGAAAAUUGAAAACAGCAACCCUGAAUACCCCUCCCCGUGUGACAAGGGAUCCCUGUGCAGGGCAGCGCCAGGCAGUCCCAGGAGAACCAAAGAAAAGCUUGAAUCAUUGAAAUGGCCCAUUUAUCCCACAAGUCAUCUGGCUGAAAAAUUGGAAUGGAGGUAGUUUGCCCAAAGGCAGCACUCUUAGGGUGAGGUCUCAGCACAGGUCCCCCACUGCCUCUUCGGCAGAAGAGGCUUCACCAGGGUAACGAGGCAAACCUGUGCUUUUCAGUGUGUGCCUCUAGAGCUGUUUUGAGUUCUGGAAGUGAUUACUGACCAGGUGGGGGAACAGACGCAUAGCUAAUUCUGGAACACUACAGCAAGAGCAUAGAAUGCAUAGAAAGAGAAUUGAAUGCAUAGACAAGCAGACAAAAACCUGCCCUUUGUCUCUAAAGGGAGAAAUAGCAACCGUGCAUUCCAUUUGAGCUAGAAAAACCUGUUUGUCAGUCAGUCCAACUGCCCAGAAUUCCUUUGGCCUGAGUGCAUGUUUGCCUGGACCCACAUUCACCGGGGCACGUCAGAGGGCCCGGCUUUUCUGAAAAGCCAAAGGGCUCCUUUACUCAGAUGUUCAAAUCUUCCAAGCAUAUGCUUCUGGAGAGGGUGUGGCCCAACUGCCCACAGUGGCAUCUGCUGCAAGCCAGCAGCGUGUGGUGAGCAGGUUGCCCACCAGCCUCUCUGAUACCAUUAUCAAAUCCACGGCUGCCAGCUGGUAAAAGCAAUGCAGACCUAAUCAGAUACCCUUCCCCUCCUUGAGAAUGCACUUGGCAUUCUAAAAGCAACGUUUGGUUUCCUACCCCAUUGACUUGCAGAAGCUGGAGUCUAACCUUAAAGGUAUCGAAUCAUCGCGUCUGGUAUUUCUGCAUCUCUGAAAUUCUGGCAUACACUGAGUCUGCUUUGGAAAUUGCAGAUUCAAUGGAUAGCCCUGUGGUGAAGCACACCAAGUAAAGAGCUCUCCCCUCCCCCGCCAGCUCCUAGAGCCGCGUCUCAGAAGGCUGCUGAGAGAAGGCAGCUCUAGGUCUGGCCUAUUAGACCAUUGCACCCUUCACUGCAGAAAUUCAGACGCGUCACUGACACUUCCUGAUUUUGCAGCCAGGGGUGCUGUGCUGUUUCUGGGGUGCGUCCUUCAUGUACUUCAGCUGCCAUGCAUCUGAGGCUCCGGAUCUUUGAAGGCAAAAUGUUUUCCUCAAUGAGUUUAUCAAUUGUUAACUUCAAGCAUCAUACUGAUUAUAAUAAAGCCCCUGCAUUUCUUCUC